CAACCGGAAGUAUCCUAAACACACAUCCGGUACCUGAAGGACCGAUUAGCACUGUAGCUAAAGUCGUUGGAUUUAUUGUAAUAAUAACAUACAAUUAUUUAACGUUGUUUGAAGACUUCAGAUAAUAACAAUGAUUAAAGCAAUCUUGAUAUUCAACAACCACGGGAAACCGCGACUGAUCAGAUUUUAUCAGUAUUUUGCAGAGGAUAUGCAGCAACAGAUAAUUCGGGAGACUUUUCAUUUAGUCUCUAAGAGAGAUGACAAUGUCUGCAACUUCCUGGAGGGUGGAAGUCUCAUCGGUGGCUCCGACUACAAGCUAAUUUAUCGGCACUAUGCAACCCUGUACUUUGUCUUCUGUGUGGACUCAUCGGAAAGUGAGCUCGGCAUUCUGGACCUGAUCCAGGUGUUUGUGGAAACACUGGAUAAAUGCUUUGAAAAUGUGUGUGAACUGGACCUCAUAUUUCACAUGGACAAGGUCCAUUAUAUCUUACAAGAGGUGGUGAUGGGAGGGAUGGUGCUGGAAACCAACAUGAAUGAGAUCGUGGCUCAAGUGGAGGUGCAAAACCGCAUGGAGAAGUCAGAGGGUGGUUUGUCGGCGGCCCCCGCUCGCGCCGUCUCCGCCGUGAAGAACAUGAACCUGCCUGAGAUUCCCCGCAACAUCAACAUCGGAGACAUUAAUAUCAAAGUGCCGAGCCUCUCCCCUUUCUGAACAGAAGCAGAACGUGCGGGGUGGGGGUGGAGAAUCCCUGCCAAGCUCUGCAGGACUAAUGUACUACUGAUGCAUCUGUUUCUCUGGAGUCACCCCACUACCAGCAACUGGAGAAUUUCACUUGCAAUGGAACCACAACAACUUAUCCCUCCACCCAUUCCAAUCAUUUCACACUUCCAGGUGACAAGCCGGGGAUUAUGUUGGAGUUCUACUGAAUCCAAGUUACAGAAGACUCCAGUUGACAGAUUUGCACAUUAUUCCUAAGUUUGAUUUUCAAAAGCAUUAAGACUAAUGUUAAUAUUUAUGUAUUUUCUGCUGUUCUGUCUUUUGUCAUUUUUAUUUCAGCAUUUGAUUUUAUUGUCUUUCCAAAAGAAGAAUUAAGUGUCUUGGUUUCAGUGUAUGUUCCUCUUCCAAAUUUCUGUCAUUCUGAGCCAUUGGACCUUUGUAAGUUCUGAAAAGCUUGCUUUCAAUCUGGAGGGAGUUUCAGGCACAGCGGCGUUGUCUGUAAUAUGAUCCUUGGCUUCUGUAUUGGGCUGUAAUUACUGAAACACAUCUUUAUCUUCUAUUCCAACUGUCUGUCCGCACAGACUGUUAGCAGAAGACUCAUUCUACUAUUCUAUUUUUCUUUCUCUGUAAUAUAUCUUGUCUCUGAAAUCCUUUGUGAUUUGUGAAUAAUAAUAUUCAUGUUCCAAGGGGAGACUGUGCAUUAAAUGAAGCCAAGUUGGAAUGUGCUAUGAUAGGAUCUUGCCAACAUCUGUUUAGAGAGCCAACAGAAACUUUGACAUUUUCUUGGAUCUUCUUUGUGCUUGUUUAAAGUGUUUAUGUUUCGUUAGCUGUGUUUAGUGGUCAGAUAGACAUCAGAUUAAGACUGUAAUUUAAGACCUAUUCAGUCCUGUAAAGGAAAGAAACGUGUCAAAGACAAAACUUGCCUAUAUAUAUACAUAUAUGAAAUAAAAUACAGAUUUUCAUGUG
Molecule: messenger RNA, 1681 nt
Organism: Sphaeramia orbicularis (orbiculate cardinalfish)
Lineage: Eukaryota; Metazoa; Chordata; Actinopteri; Kurtiformes; Apogonidae
Product: AP-3 complex subunit sigma-2-like
Biological process (GO): intracellular protein transport; Golgi to vacuole transport
Cellular component (GO): AP-3 adaptor complex; membrane coat
Source: RefSeq, a predicted model, not a curated record